CUGAGUUCCACCUGACCUGCGACCAAGCGUCUCCCCCCCCUGCACCUCCGCCAGGAGCACCGGGAGGUGAACGACGCAGUGUCCCGUACGCACUGCAGACUGCAGCGAGCAGGAGCGCAGCGGACGUUAUUCUCUCCAGUCGAGCCCGCAGAGGUCCUGUCCGCCAGCUGAAAUGGUUUCGGGAGGAACCCGAUACGUCCAACUUCUUCCACUACUCUUCGCAGUGUGCCAUCUCACUUUGGCCCUCCCUACCCAAAACCCAUACACUCAAGAUGACACCCAGAAGCUCCAGGUGAGCAUGCUCCACCCAAAGUCCCUCUCUGCCUCACUGGGCGGCUCCGUCGUCAUCCCCUGCCUGGUGUCCCUGUCCCCGACAUCAGCCUCCACCCUUCCCCCCUUAUUGCCCCGGGUGAAGUGGAGCGUGGUGUCCAACGGGGUGGAGACGGAGAUCCUGGUGGUGCUGGGCGAAAGGGUAAAAAUCAGCGAGUCCUACCGGGAGAGGGCCGUCCUGUUCAACUACACGUCCUCCUCCGAGGACUUGUCACUGCGGCUGGGAAUGUUGCGCGCCAGCGACUCGGGCCACUACCGCUGCGAGGUGCAGCAGGGCCUGGAGGAUGCCAGCGACCUCGUAGAGCUCAAGGUCAAAGGUGUUGUCUUCCACUACAGAGACGCCUCGGGCCGGUAUGCAUUUUCCUUCGACAGCGCCCGGAAGGCCUGCGAGGACAUCGAAGCACACAUUGCCACUCCCCACCAGCUGCUUGCGGCCUAUUACGACGGCUAUGAGCAAUGUGACGCUGGCUGGCUUGCAGAUCAGUCCGUCAGGUACCCAAUCCAGGUGCCCCGCCAAGGUUGCUUUGGAGACAUGGAUAGCCGACCGGGAGUCAGGAACUACGGGACAAUGGAUUCGGAGGACCUGUUUGAUGUGUACUGCUAUGUGGGGAAAAUUGACGGGGAGGUGUUCCAUGACCCUAUCCCACAGCAGUUGUCAUUGGACGAAGCACGGUCAUACUGCAAGUCUGCAGGCGCACGGCUUGCGACGACAGGUCAACUGCACUUGGCGUGGAGUGAGGGACUGGACCGGUGCAGCCCUGGCUGGUUAUCUGACGGCAGUGUGCGCUACCCCAUUGUCACCCCAAGGGAGCGCUGUGGAGGACCUCAGGCUGGAGUGAAAACUCUGUACCGCUUCAGCAACCAAACAGGCUUUCUAGAACCAUCCAGCCUUCACGACGUUUACUGCUUCAAAGAUUAUAAAAAUUCCCCCACUGACUCUCCAAUGGAUUACAUGGCCACAGAAUCUGAAGACAUCGGACAAGACAUAGUCAUUCUUAUGGAGCCAGUGGAAGAACUCCAACUGAGUCAAAACUCAGAGCAAGUGGAACGAGAGGCCCAGAGUGUACUGGAAUCUCUCCCCAUUUUUCCAAGGCCCUCUAUCAGGGAAGACCUGGUUGAAACACCCCCAACAAUUAUGCCAAGCACAACUGAUAUUCCCUUCAACUUCACAUCCUCCUCUGACCUCCCUAAGCCUUUUGAUGAAAUGUCAUCUCUUAUAGAAAUGGAGUACGAUUCCCAACAUCCUACUGAAUUACUGCCGAGUGCCACUAAUGAGACAGACACCAACAGUACCCUAUACUCAACUCCAUUACUGCCUAUUAAAGUUUUGACAGAUUCUCCCCAUGUAGAGAACAUUAGCCUUCACCAGCCUGAAUUUGAAAACACCCCAGAGUUCCCUGAGCCAUCAUAUGAGCCCCAUAGGCAUUACCAGCCAAUGCCAGAUACAAACCUUGAGGAGCAUGAAUCUCAGCUAUCUGAUGGUUCCAGACACUACCAACCAAUGCCUGAAACCAACCUGGAUUGGGACAGAUCCGAAGCCAAUUACAGUAAAGCAGAAAACAACCAGAGUAAGACGGAAAAUAUGACUAAAACCACCCCUAUGACCCCUGACUCCUUGUUUCAGUCGAAACUGGAAGAGUCAGUAGUGCAAGAAACCAACCAAACAGCUCUCUCAACUCAGUCCCCAGCUGAAGUUGAGGAACUUGUUACCCAACAAGCUCAAGCUACACUGUUCCCCCAAAAGGAGCUAACCUCAAUGUGGCUCUCGCUGGAGGGGUCAGGAGAUAUUUCUCAAGAGAGUGACCUCAGUGUUGGAAUGGGCAGUUCUCCAGCCCCAACGGAAUCCUCUACAUCUGAUUUCACCUCUCAGCCAUCACCUUCAGUAGUAUCUACCACCAUCCCUUUUGAGGUACAAACUGGAUUUCCAGAUCCUAGCAUCUCAGCUAGCCCAAAGCAUUCUGAAGAACUGGGCCGGGAUGCAUACUCCACACCGGGCCCCCUCUGGGAGUCCAUCCCUAGGCAGGAAGGCAGCACCAGUUUGGAAUUUGAUGAUACAACCUCUAUGGAGAAGGUGUAUUCCUCUGUUGAAACACAGCAGCCACAGGUAAAAUCUGAAGAGCUCCUGGAUUUUGGAACAAGUUUAGCUACCACUGCAGCUCCAGAAUUGUCCAACAGCUCCCAACUGCCCACCAAUUCCUCCACAACAGAGUAUCAAACGUCAUCUCACAUAUUACAUGUGGAUCCUACAACUGCUACCAAUGAGGAAGGAAGUGGGCAAGAAUCUACCACUGUUGCACCCACCCUAGAGGAGGAGAUUACAGUGUUCCCCUUCAAUUCCCAAACAUCUGACUGGGCUCUACUGUCCACUACCUAUGCACCGCAAGAGUCUCUAGAUGAUCUUGAAUAUAGCAGACAGCCAUCUUCUAUCUCCCCAGUGGUGACUCCAGAUUCCUCACCAGAGUCGGACCUCUCAAGCACAAAACCCACCACUGCUACCAUGAUGACAACUACACAGUGGUCCAAGCACACCUGGAGUCCAACCACCACAACGCCAAAACCUUUCCAUGACUCUGCUGAACUGCAAAUGGUGACGGCCCACAUACCACCAGUGGAUCAAGGUCGUGUGGAUCAUGAGUUUAGUCUGACCCAGCCGCCCACCCUGCUUAUCUUGCCCAAUGAGAGGGCUGCUGUGGGUGGUACAGGGAAGCUGUCAGAUGCCUGUCUGGAAGAUCCCUGUCUCAACGGCGGCACUUGUGUGGAAUACAACGAGGGCGUCAAAUGUCUUUGUUUGCCAAGCUACGGGGGCGAAUUCUGUCAGACUGAUCUGGAGGAGUGUGAGCCGGGCUGGGAUAAGUUUCAGGGCUUCUGCUAUCGCCACUUUAGCCAGCGUCUGAGCUGGGAGGUGGCCGAGCAACACUGCCGCAUGGUGGGGGCACACCUGGUGUCCAUCAUGACCCCGGAGGAACAGAGUUACAUCAACAGCAACUACAAGGAAUACCAGUGGACCGGACUAAACGACAAGACCAUCGAGGACGACUUCCGUUGGUCUGACGGCAACCCGCUGCUCUAUGAGAACUGGUACAGAGGCCAGCCCGACAGCUAUUUCCUAUCUGGAGAAGACUGCGUCGUGAUGGUUUGGCAUGACGCCGGGCGCUGGAGCGACGUGCCGUGCAACUACCACCUGGCCUACACCUGCAAGAAGGGAACCUCCACAUGUGGCCCACCACCCAGGGUCCAGAACGCGUCCAUUUUCGGGAAGGUCCGCCAGAGGUACACUACAGAUGCAGUUGUUCGCUACCACUGCAGCGAGGGUUUCAGACAAAGACGAACGCCUUUGGUCAGAUGCCUCCCUGGGGGCAACUGGGAGAAGCCCCAGAUCCAGUGCAUCCCAGAGGCCGGAGUCUCCACCAGCGCCCCAGGAGCGACAUCGUCGACCGCUGGGAGCUUCGGCGGCGUUGAGGACGAGUUCGAGACCACAAAGCAGCCGCCACAGUACUGGGAUAUUAAGUUUUAAAGCCUCUCCUCGGCCUCGCCCCACCUCUUUCACUUCAGAUUUCACUGUCGCAGCGGGACGUGGAGGAAGGAGCCCGACGCUUUUACCAAUGAAUGCUACGCAGAAUGCCGAGGCGGCGUGACGCGCGGGGUCGCCACGAACCAGCCGCACGCGGAGGCCACUUAACAAAGCACAGAUGUUUUCAACCCGUUUUCUUAAGGGGGGUGGUCGUCGCCUCCCAUCUCCGCCUAACGUUUUCUACUCUUAUUUCCUCGGUUCAGUAUAAGCAAUUGCACUAUGCGCCACGAUAACCGUCCCCGCCUCUAAUUAAACCGACUCCAGCCCGCACACAAGCAAUAUGGACAUCUCCCACCCUAAUGAGAGCCACGCCCCUAACGAGAGUCAAGAGCUCACGCGUAGACACAAACCCCACAGACUUGAAAGGGGGCUGACGUCACCUGCCGCCGCCCUCUUCCGAAACGGUGGUCCGCCGACCUCCGGUUUCUACCGCAGCGGUCAUACCGGUUUCCUGUUUGCUGGCGCGCGCCGUCGACGCUGGCAUAGUUCCCCGCGACGUGCACAGAACAGAACUGUCGACAAACUUCCAGCCGCACCUGCCAGCAAACGGGUGAAAAGUGCCAAGUUGUACGUAUCAAGUUACGUCCACAAUCCCGUCCGUCCGCUCAUCCUCACAACUGUGGACGUAACUUGGUUUAUCCACGACAAAUCUUGCAGGUAUCGCGAUAAAUAUAGCACACGCCAACCAACAGGAAACUGGUACGACCGCUGCGCUAGAAACCGGAAGUCGAUGGGCCGUCCCGGUCGCUGCCCCACCCUCUCUGCCGAUGUUUUCACCUGACAGUGAGGAGUUUCGCCGGGGGGGGGGGCGUAGCGCGUGGGAGGGUCACGCUACCCCCCCCCUCCCCAGUUCCAACCUCCUCCCUGAACAGGCGCCCCGACCGACCGGAGGAGGCGCUAGUGCAGCGACCGGGACACGUUACCCACAUCCGGUUUCCCACCCGCGGACACGGCCGACUGCGCAGGUCUGUUUUCUAUCUCCGUCGUUGCCUAACGCGUCGUACGUGAGGCGUUCAGCUUACAACCCCCGCUGUUCAUCCAGGGGGGGGGGUUCUGCCUUCCAGAUCCGAUCCCCCCCUCCCCCGGACCGGUUCCGCUCCCGUGCCACCGGAGCGACAAGGGGGGGCCGCGCGCCACGUUCACGUGACCGACUCGCGGCAGCCCUUCCGCUGCCACGCCGAAGGACGCUUUUUUUCCAAAAACGGUGCUAACGAUUUUUAAGACGGUUUUAAACGGGAGAGCUUUGUUUUUACAACAGCACGGGGGGAGGGAAGAGGGGGGGAGGAGCACCCUCGAAAACUCCCUCGACGCCUUUCUGUUUAUUUCGAGAGCGACGUCGAGUCAAAAGGGGCACGACGACAGUCCGCGUGCCGGUCCAUCUCGUGGCGCGGAGGCGACGAGACACGAGCACAGUUCUUCGUCGCGAAAGAAAAAAAAAAAGGAUCCGUUUCCCCACUUAUCCUAUUUCACUCACGUCCCACCAAAAAAAAACAGCUUUUCUUACCUACAGACAACAGUUUUGUUCGUCGGCUUUAUGUUGUAAUAAAGUUUUGUGGAACAGAGCACUGAUUAAACGACACACACGUCUUUCCAAACCCUCA
Lampris incognitus (smalleye Pacific opah) is the source of this 5502-nucleotide messenger RNA. Its product is annotated as brevican core protein-like. Lineage: Eukaryota; Metazoa; Chordata; Actinopteri; Lampriformes; Lampridae. The transcript is spliced from 14 exons. Gene Ontology annotation, biological process: cell adhesion. Bases 173 to 3844 code for a protein of 1223 amino acids. The record is from RefSeq and is a predicted model, not a curated record. Gene Ontology annotation, molecular function: hyaluronic acid binding.